AUGUCAGAAUACAUUUUUGAAGAAUCUUUGAUUUCAGAUAUUAUUCAAGGAGAAUUACCAAGAGGUGUUACUCAAUGUUUAGAUCAACUUUCAGUCAUGGGUGAUAUAUCAGAAGAAAAUUUUAUCGAUCGAUUCGAAAAGAUGAAAAGAGCUGGGGGAUAUUACAUUAUUGUUAUUGAAAAUGAUGAGAAAAGAGUUGUGGCUACUGGAACUUUAUUUGUUGAGAUGAAGUUUAUAAGAGGUUGCGGAAAAGCGGGUCAUAUCGAAGAUAUUGUUGUACAUGAUUCUCAAAGAGGAAAGAGUUUUGGAAAAAAGAUCAUUGAGCAACUUAAAGAUAUUGGCAGUAAGGUAGAUUGUUACAAGAUCAUCUUGGAUUGUAAAGAACAUAACGUUCCUUUCUACAAUAAAUGUGGUUUAGAACGUAAAGAAGUGCAAAUGGCUUAUUAUUAUAAUGAAGAAAAGAAAAAUCAAAAUUUGCAUGUUGGAAAUGGUGUACUAUCUAAGGAAAAAGAAUAA
Molecule: messenger RNA, 516 nt
Organism: Scutellospora calospora
Lineage: Eukaryota; Fungi; Glomeromycota; Glomeromycetes; Diversisporales; Gigasporaceae
Source: the annotation of a GenBank genome assembly